GAGCCAUGAGACAUUUGUUAUUAAAAACUAUAUAUACUUUACAAAAGUGGUAGGAUCCACAAACAAAAUGGCCGAUGAUGAUAAAAUCAGCGGGGGCCGGGCGAUAAAGAGUUGUUGCGGUUUCCAUUGGAGGGGAAAAGCGACCAUCAUAAUACCCAUCAUUACGUUGCCGCUGAUGGUAUAUGGAUAUAUGGAGAAUGACUUAGCUUGGUUAUGCAUGUACCUGGUGGCCAAUAUGGCGCUCUUCUGGAUUACCGAGGCCAUUCCCCUUUAUCUGACCGCUCUGUUCCCUGUUGUUUUUCUGCCGAUUUUCGGGAUUUUGUCCUCGGAAAAGGUGUGCAGUUUCUACUUCAGCGACACCGUGGUGAUGUUUCUUGGAGGCUUGUUGAUCGCUUUGGCCAUCGAAUACAGUAAUCUCCAUCAGCGCAUCGCCCUAACCACCAUCCUCAUAGUGGGCUGCAGUCCAAGGCGAUUGCACUUUGGUUUGGUCAUGGUGACCUGCUUUAUAUCGCUUUGGAUUUCGAAUUCGGCAGCCACCGCCAUGAUGUGUCCCAUAGUCAAGGCCGUGCUCAACGAAAUGGAAGCGCAAAAUAUUUUUGUAAUUUAUAAGACACAGGAAGAGGAGCCGGUGGAGCCGGGCGACCCUCCGCACCCAUCUAGCAUUUCGAUGGCCUUUUACUUUGGCAUCGCGUAUGCCUCGUCGAUCGGCGGCUGUGGAACCCUGAUCGGAACUGGAACGAAUCUGACCUAUAAGGGCCUAUAUGAUACGCGCUUUCCGGAUUCCGAGGAGAAGAUCGACUUCCCCAUUUUCAUGGCGUACGCCAUUCCAUUUGUGGUCGUCCUGCUCAUCAUUCUCACCUACCUCUCGCUGCAAAUCACCCACAUGGGUCUCUUCCGGCCCAACAGCAAGGUGGGCCAGGAGGUGAAGAAGGGUUCCGAGGGCAAGGACGUGGUCACGACCGUGAUCAAGGAGCGCAAGAAGGCGCUGGGACCCAUGAGCUGCCAUGAGAUCCAAGUGGGUCUGCUCUUUAUUCUGAUGAUUUUCCUGCUUUUCACUCGCAGGCCGGGGUUCUUUACCGGCUGGGCUGAUUUUUUGAAUGCUCAAAAAAUUGGCAGUGGCCCGCCGGUAUUCUUCUCGACCAUGCUACUCUUCGCCCUGCCCACUCAGUAUACAUUUUUUAAGUACUGCUGCGGAAAGGCUCCGUUUCCAGGACAAACACUGGAUGCCUGCCUUUCCUGGGUGUACUGUCAUAAAUAUACGCCCUUUGGUCUAUGCUUUCUACUGGGUGGGGGAUUUGCCUUGGCCGAGGGCAGCCGUGUUAGCGGAAUGGCCAAAAUGUUGGGCGAGUCUUUGUCAUUCGCGGAAGAGUUGAACGUCGUCCUGGUUGUGGCUAUGUGCAUUGCUAUUUCACUAUUUUGCACCGCCUUCGCAUCCAACGUGGCCAUCUGCAACAUUCUAAUUCCGAUAUUUUCGGAAAUGGCCCUGGCCAUCAAAGUGCAUCCCAUCACUUUGACUUUUCCGUCUGCUUUGGCCUGCAGCUUGGCUUUUCAUCUGCCCGUUAGCACUCCACCAAAUGCCAUUAUAUCCGGCUAUACGGGUCUGAAAACCAAGUACAUGGCCGUUGCCGGCAUUUUGCCAACCUUUUGGGCCUUCUUCUGUUUGCUACUCACCGGAGCCGUGUGGACAAUGGUGAUCUAUCCGGGGACCAAGGAAUUCCCGGAAUGGGCUACCUAGACGAAAAGCAGGAGCUACUAAUUUUAAAAUAUAAAAAACCGGUAUAUAUUCUUAUGUCAAGUAUGCAUUUUUAGCAAGCCUCUGAGGUACAAGACGUAUUAGAAAAAAAUCAAGAUGGAAUGUAUAUAAAAUUUCCGGUAUCUCCAAUAAUAUUUCUGUCAAAUCAAAAUACCUUUUAAGUAAUAAGAAUGGCUUUUUUGCUUUGACAGCAAUUUUGUUGAGUUGAAUGCCGAGCCUUGCAAAAUUUCUAGGUGACAGCACAGUUGAUGGUCUUUUAUGUGAAGCUUAUUCAGUUUCUUGUUUGAUGACCAAUAAAUACAUAACGCACAAUUUGUGGCAAUAAAAACUACGGCGAACUUCUUACAAAGUACAAAAA
This is a messenger RNA of Drosophila rhopaloa, 2111 nucleotides long. Its product is annotated as protein I'm not dead yet 2. Gene Ontology annotation, cellular component: membrane. NCBI's taxonomy places the organism in Eukaryota, Metazoa, Arthropoda, Insecta, Diptera, Drosophilidae. Gene Ontology annotation, molecular function: succinate transmembrane transporter activity; citrate transmembrane transporter activity. The coding region runs from base 68 to 1735 and encodes 555 amino acids. The record is from RefSeq and is a predicted model, not a curated record. Gene Ontology annotation, biological process: citrate transport; monoatomic anion transmembrane transport. The transcript is spliced from 13 exons.